Messenger RNA from Solanum tuberosum (potato), 1750 nucleotides. RefSeq names its product 3-ketoacyl-CoA thiolase 2, peroxisomal. The record is from RefSeq and is a predicted model, not a curated record. Gene Ontology annotation, biological process: phenylacetate catabolic process; fatty acid beta-oxidation. Lineage: Eukaryota; Viridiplantae; Streptophyta; Magnoliopsida; Solanales; Solanaceae. Gene Ontology annotation, cellular component: peroxisome. The coding region runs from base 146 to 1543 and encodes 465 amino acids. The transcript has 14 exons. Gene Ontology annotation, molecular function: acetyl-CoA C-acyltransferase activity.
AAACUUUCACGUUUUUUCUUAAUUUUGCGAAUUCCAAUACAGACCGAACCGCCUUUCUCUUCGCUAUAUAUAAAUAUACAGAGAGAGUAAAAAAUUCAGCUCAUUGUAUUGGAUCAUCAAUUUUCGAAAUCUGAGAUUAACAAUUAUGGAUAAAGCAAUCGAGAGACAAAGAGUUCUUCUUCAACAUCUACGUCCUUCACAGACAUCUUCUUCUUUGGAAAACAUUGAAUCAUCUAUUUCUGCAUCUGUAUGCUCUGCUGGAGACAGUGCUGCUUACCAGAGAACUUCUGUUUUUGGUGAUGAUGUUGUCAUAGUUGCUGCAUAUAGGACUCCUCUUUGCAAAGCAAAGAAAGGAGGCUUCAAGGAUACUUAUCCUGAUGAUAUACUUGCUGCAGUUCUAAAGGCGGUGAUUGAAAAAACUAAUGUGAACCCUAGUGAAGUUGGGGAUAUUGUUGUCGGCUCGGUUUUGGCCCCAGGUUCCCAGAGGGCAAGCGAGUGCAGGAUGGCUGCAUUUUAUGCUGGUUUUCCUGAAACCGUGCCAAUUAGAACUGUAAACCGGCAAUGUUCAUCAGGCCUUCAAGCAGUUGCUGAUGUAGCUGCAGCUAUUAAAGCUGGAUUUUAUGACAUUGGUAUUGGUGCUGGAUUGGAGUCUAUGACCACAAACCCAAUGGCUUGGGAAGGAUCAGUCAACCCAAAAGUCAAGACAAUGGUACAAGCUCAGGACUGUCUUCUUCCUAUGGGUAUUACUUCUGAGAAUGUUGCACAUCGCUUUGGUGUGACAAGGCAGGAACAAGACCAGGCUGCGGUUGAUUCGCAUCGUAAGGCUGCUGCGGCCACUGCUUCUGGAAAAUUCAAGGAUGAAAUAAUUCCUGUAGCCACAAAGAUUGUUGACCCAAAAACUGGAGAUGAGAAACCAGUAACCAUCUCUGUUGAUGAUGGAAUACGACCAAAUGCCAGUGUGUCAGACUUGGCAAAAUUGAAACCAGUGUUCAAGAAAAGUGGAACUACUACUGCUGGGAAUUCCAGCCAAGUAACUGAUGGUGCUGGAGCUGUACUUCUAAUGAAAAGAAGCAUUGCAAUGCAAAAGGGACUUCCUAUCCUUGGUGUAUUCAGAACCUUUGCUGCCGUGGGUGUAGACCCUGCCAUUAUGGGAAUUGGUCCAGCUGUUGCAAUUCCAGCUGCUGUCAAAUCUGCAGGCCUUGAACUUGAAGAUAUUGAUCUCUUUGAGAUAAAUGAGGCAUUUGCAUCACAAUUUGUUUAUUGCCGGAAGAAGCUUGGACUUGACCCAGAGAAGAUCAAUGUCAAUGGAGGUGCAAUGGCAAUCGGGCAUCCCUUGGGCGCUACAGGUGCGCGGUGUGUUGCAACGCUGUUACAUGAGAUGAAGCGUCGUGGAAAAGACUGCCGCUUUGGUGUGGUGUCUAUGUGCAUAGGCACUGGAAUGGGUGCUGCUGCAGUCUUUGAAAGAGGAGACUCCUGCGAUGAGCUACGCAAUGCCCGUAAAAUCGACAGUCACAACCACCUUCUAUCUAAAGAUGCUCUUUAAAGAGAGGAAGGCAUACACAAUAGUUUCAUUAAAUAAUAUUUACAAAGAACAAUAAGUGUAGCUUUGAGAAAUUUCUUGGAAGAGAUCAUUUCCAGAAUUGCAUUAAUUUGGUCUCUUUCUCUAAAAAUUUUAUUAUAAGAACAGUUGUGUUCCUUUCAUUUGGUUUGAAGAUGAUAAUAAAAAACAGCUUCCUCCUUAUCCAAAUUA